Molecule: messenger RNA, 6257 nt
Organism: Oryzias latipes (Japanese medaka)
Lineage: Eukaryota; Metazoa; Chordata; Actinopteri; Beloniformes; Adrianichthyidae
Gene: phaf1
Product: phagosome assembly factor 1
Biological process (GO): Golgi to plasma membrane protein transport
Cellular component (GO): synaptic vesicle membrane; trans-Golgi network; dendrite
Source: RefSeq, a predicted model, not a curated record
GUGCGACGAGCACCGGAAGCUGUCUGAUCAGCUGGUUGCUGCUGUUGUUGAUGUGUGGACUUGUUUGGACUUGGUGUCCCUCUUCUCUGCUCGCAGCGGUGAAGACACGUCAAAGCUUGCGGUUUGGACACAAAGGACAUUUACCGGCUUUGGAGUUCACGAGGAACGAAGCACGUGCCCGGUUGCUAGGACUUGUUUACUCGCGUGCAGCGACAGCAGAGCUAGCUUUUCAGAAGCUUUAGUUUGGUAAAACCUAGAAGAAUAGAAAAGAAAACAGACCCGUGCUUUUGUCUCGGUCAAGAAAUCAGUCUAAUCUCCUCCUAUGAAGUAACUGAUUCUGGAUUUUUUUUUUAUGUAUAUUAACGCACUUUAUUUUAGGGACUUGGACGAUACGGCUAGCAGACGCUAACGUUAGCUCGACGAAGCUCGAAGAAAAGAGUCCAGGUUUGAAGCUUUCAUAACAACAACCCCCCUUCUCUCCCUCAGACCGUUAAGGACCAGAGGCGGUUAGGGACGCUUCAUCUGGGGCUGCAGUUCUUGCGUGUGCCGCUGGUUCCGGACACACAGGCAUGUAGCCGAAAUGUGUUCGCGUAACAACAAAGAAAACAUCGCUUCAGAUAUCUCGCUUGUGAACAAACGGUGAAUUUUUUUUCCCAUUACUUAUCUGGACUAAUAUUUUGAGGGGGUCGUUUUAUUGUUUUUUUUUCCAAUUAUUUCUGAAAACACAAACAGCAUUUGCUCGCCUGACAGCUGGUCUGGUCUGUUUGACUUUGAGUUUUGCUGAUAAGUUGAGCAAUCGCCUCCUGGCUAACUCGCAGGCUUCCUCUGUAAAUACUAACUACGGUCAUUGUGAAUAUCUGACCGCUCUGGCUCCUGUCUGUGGUGACGUUUCCACAUCCAGGUCACAUGACAUGAGUUAGAAGGACAGGCUUUUGACAGAUCGAGCAGCUACAGAAAAGCCGGUCCAGGUAUGAGGAUCAGCAGCUGCCUGUUGUGAUCGGGCGCUGUGAUCUGGGACAGACAGAAGAAGAGGGCCCCUCUGUGGCUCCUGUUGUGUCUUGAGGUGAGCGCAGUUGCCCCCAUCUACUUGCCAAUGCUGGAUCUGGAGGUGGUCCCUGAGAGAUCACUUGGAAAUGAGCAAUGGGAGUUCGCCUUAGGGAUGCCGUUUUCCCAGGCUGUCUCUAUCCUGCAGAAACACUGCCGCAUCAUCAAGAAUGUCCAGGUGCUGUACAGUGAGCAGACGCCUCUCAGCCACGACCUCAUACUGAACCUGACUCAGGAUGGGAUUAAACUGCUGUUUGAUGCCACAAACCAGAGACUUAAGGUGAUCGAGGUGUAUGACCUCAGCAAAGUCAAGCUAAAAUACUGUGGAGUGCAUUUCAACUCUCAGGCCAUCGCCCCCACGAUAGAGCAGAUAGAUCAGUCCUUUGGAGCCACGCACCCUGGAGUUUACAACCCCGCAGAGCAGCUGUUCCAUCUCAACUUUCGUGGACUGUCCUUCUCCUUCCAGCUGGAGUCGUGGAACGAAGCGCCGAAAUAUGAGAUUCCACAUGGAGCCAUGGUUAGGAGGAUGCACAUCUACACUGGCAACAACCUGCAGGAGACGAGAGCUCCUCCAAUGCCGCUGGCUUGUUUUCUUGGAAACAUCUACGCUGAGUGCGUGGAUGUCCUGAGAGAUGGGGCGGGUCCUUUGGGGCUCAAACUCCGCCUCCUCGCUGCAGGCUCGGGUGUCGGGGUGAUGGCUGACGCCAAGGUCCGGUCAAUGGACAGGAGCAUCUUCUUCGGAGACUCCUGUCAGGAUGUCCUGGGCGCUCUGGGCUCGCCCCAUAAAGUUUUCUACAAGUCAGAGGACAAGAUGAAGAUCCACUCUCCAUCACCUCACAAGCAAGUUCCCUCCAAAUGCAACGACUACUUCUUCAACUUCUUCACCCUGGGCGUGGAUAUUCUUUUUGACUCAACAACUCACCUGGUGAAGAAGUUUGUUCUCCAUACCAACUACCCAGGACAUUACAACUUUAAUAUAUAUCAUCGAUGUGACUUUAGGAUUCCUCUCAUCAUCAAAAAAGAAGGAGCUGAUUCUCAGGCUGAGGACUGCAUCUUAACCACCUACAGCAAGUGGGAUCAGAUUCAGGAGCUGCUGGGUCACCCUAUGGAGAAACCUGUGGUGCUACACAGGUCGUCAUCGGCCAAUAACACCAACCCGUUUGGCUCCACCUUCUGCUUCGGACUGCAGAGGAUGAUCUUUGAGGUGAUGCAGAACAACCACAUAGCUUCAGUCACCCUCUACGGUGCUCCUCGGACGAGCAGCCAAGCCCGAGCUGAGUCCAGCGGCAGCUCCCACUGAACAAGUGGGGUGCUCCUGGAGUUUCUCAUCCACAGCCACAUUCUGAGCCCAGCAGCCCUGAUCGAAAACGCGACUCAACUCAGAGGGUUUGCACCAAACCGAGAAGCUUCCAAUCCUGGGUCAACAGGACCCCUGAGAGCGAAGGGGUGGUCCAUGCUAACGGUUCAGAGCGCCACGGCGCCGCAGAGCUCACCUGCUCCUGUUCUGUGAGGUCCUUGGGAUCUCAUCUGCUGAGGAUCAUUUAACAGACCACACACACACACACACACACACACACACACACACCACUGGUCAGCCCCCUCUGCUGAACCACAAUGGACCUCCAGAUCCACAGAAGAACCAUUGGAGCCAAACUGAGAGUCACAGAGGGGAGAAUCUCAUCCAGAACAGGGGGUCUCCUUCUUCCUCGUCCUCCUCCUCCUCCUCCUCCCUGGGGCGUCUGUAAACACAAAGCACGCUGAACAACCCUGCUCACAAACAUCUGUGUGUGUGGUUUUGCUUCUGUUUUUUUUUUUGGUGUGACUGCUGAAUGAAAGGAGACUCAUAAGCACAAGUUUGUGAUGUUUCAACUCGCCGCUUCCUGAAGUUCACAGUUACAUUUGCACUAAAACACACCGUCUUACUUGAUUGUGCGACAUCCUCAGUGUUCAACGUAUGCGUUUGUCCUUCCCCCCCAACCCCCCACUUGUUUUCAUCGUUGCAUUUAACUGGUAGAUCACGAUCCUCUUGUUUCCUUUCUUUCUUUGCCAAAUGCCAAAGCCAAAGAUUUGGGGUGUUUUUUUUUGUGUGUCAAGUCUACAGUCUUGACUUGUGUUGUCGCUACGGUAACGCCUUCUUAACGAUUCAACUCGUCCUGCUGUUGUGAACGAGCUUCGUCCUGGAGCUGAAUCCAUUUUUCUGAAAGGAGGAAGAUCAGAAGUUGUUGUUAACGUUUAGUUAUCAUCCCUGUUGUUGUUAGUUAAUGUAAAGUGUUGCUUUGAACACACUCUGAUUUGAGCUUAUGUUUCGCUGAGCUCCAUCGUUUUUUCCUACAUUUUGUCUGACAUGAAACUUAUUCAGUUUUCUGUGACCAUCAAGGAUAUUCUUCAACAAAUUUAAGCUCUUUCCUUUCAGUUUCAGGUUUUAGGCAGGCGAGAGAAGACAUUUUUCAGUAUUAGUUUUUUGAUGAAAGCUGCAGAUCAUCAGUUUCUGAAGGAACUCAGCAUCAGCUGGAUUUUUUUAUAACUCAGUGUUUCAGCUGCAGAGCAGGUUUAAGUCGCUCUAAGUUAGUACCUGUGUUCUCCAGCAGAAGGAGAACAGAGAGGCGGCCACACCUCUUUGUUUUUGCAUUUUUAGCUGUCAUCUGGUUUGUUCUGUGAGGUAAGAUGCUGAUGUUGGAGGCCUCCGUGCAGAUGUGGAGAAGCUGUAAAUACCUUUGUUCUCUCUUUGUCGCCCCGCACUUCAUCACUCUUUCUCCCAGGAAUGAAGGUGGUUCCUGCAGAAGAACCUCUCAUAAGUUUAAGGAGCUGCAGACCUUUUCCUUAUGAGAUGUUUCCAAUGACCGUUACCGCUGAAAUCCGGCAGAAACAGAGUUCUGCUGGUGUUUCCGCAGCUGCAAAGCACAUUCAAGUGAUCCAAUUGGACGCUUCAGCACCUCCUGUUUCUGUGUGAGCAAACAUAGGAAGACCAGGAAAAGACUGGGAAGUGUUGAACUCUGUGCCUCAUCUCCCGCCUCGCUGAUCUCUGUAGAAAAGGAACCUCUCUGUACAUAACUUCUGAAAAAAGGCGUCUUUGUAGAGUUUGAAUGUGUGAGCAUCUUUGAGCACGAAGCAACGCACGCUGGCCGAGUUUGGUUUUAUGUUUCCCCAAAUGUUUUGCUUCUUUUACAAACACGAUUCUGACAAUGCCGACGUGGCGUCUGAGAAUCUGAGGGAAACUCGUCUGUCCACCGCUGCUGAGUCUAGAGAACUCUGGAUCUAACGGAUGCUUUUGGGAAAAGCAUUUUAGCUCAGCGAACAUUAAAAGUCAUUUCUGCUGAAGAACGACGCAGGAGCUUCAUCUCACUCAGGUGGUCAUCGCCUCCAUUUUUUAAUGCAGAAAAAUGAUAAUGAAUGAAGCUGUGCAAAAAACAAACAAACGGAUAUUUGGCAAAAUAACAGAAAGCAAAAAUGGAGCCAUGAAGAGUUCUUGUUCAGCUUUUGUUUUGUUUUGUGUGUAACCAUAUCGCAAACAGUUUCAUGUAUCAUUUGUCUGUUGUGGAUUCCUGACUGUUCAUUCUACUAUUUCUUAGUAUUUCUUAUCUGCUCUAAAUUCAAACACUUUCUAGUUGAUAACAUUUUACAGAUAAAGAUCAAAAGUUAUAGAAGGUCACCUUUUUUUUCAGCUUCUCUCCCGUCAUGUUAGUUGGCUGAUCCGUGCAGACACGAAGCCUCAUCAUCUGCAAACAUGAGGACUUUUUUCUAAAGUUCUUAUUUGUCUCUUUUUUUGUUUGUUGAUUUUUCAGUUUGACUAAAAGUCAUUCUCAUUGAUCAUUGACAGACCGUGUCUGCUUCUCUGCUGUUUCUUCAGCUCUUACUGUUUCAUUUGUCUUUUUUUUUAAACAUUAGCUUUUUGUGCUUUCAUUAUGGCUAAAAUUUGGGUUUGAACUUGUCUAAUGCAUUUCUAAUAUCUAGACUUAAAUAUUCUUUUAAUUUACAUAGAGGACGCACCCUGGAGUUGACACAAGACAUCUCAGCAGGUCUGGAUUUUAAUCUUGUUAUUUUUCUGCAGAUUUUUGCAAACUUUCUCUACUAAACGCUCACAGACUUGUGGGCUUAUACUCUACUACUCGAUUCUACUUUUGAACAACGCAAGUGUGAAUAAAAAAACUUUCCUGUGGGGGCUUUCUGUGGCAUCUUCACUUUGGAUAAAAGCUAGACCUCUCAUUUACUUCAACACAAAGCUACAUGCGAUUCAAGCCUAAUGCAGAACAACAGCAUAUCAAUUUGACAUAUUCCUUUGGUCACACAGGAAUAUGUCAAAGUUACCUUUGAAGUCCAGAUGCAGAGAUCUUCACGUCCGUCAUUCCAGACAUAGAAUGUCCUAAUGUUUUGUCGGGUCUUUAUGGAGGCUGUUGAAACUUUUCGAAGCCAAACUCCAUCUCCACUGCUUUUGUGAUGCUGAGCAGUGGCUUCAGUGGCCGUUAGACACUGUUUACAAGUUUAUCCUCUUCUUACUGUUUCUGUUUGGGCUUCUGUUCAGACUCCGAGACAUUUUUCUCUUUUCCUCUGGAGUCUGACUAACAUCAAUCGACAUUUCCAUCUUGAAAGAGUUUUACGAUGUUUGAAACUCAUUUGCACAUUUUGCUUCAAUAUUUGUUUAUAAUAAAACCAGUUGUGGGAUUUUUUUUAAAUCCAGAAUCUUUAGUUAUAUAUGUGAAAAACUCUUUUUUUUUAAAAAAAUUUUAUUUUUGCAAAACAAAGAGGAGUGGAACACUCAUUCUCGUUAAGUUCUGAUUCUCUAUUCUCCCAUCAGGUAUGAAUGAAGUGAUAACAAAUUGUUUUAUUUUUCAGUUAGAUUAUAAAAUCUCUUUUUUUCCUCUUCCUAACAUUCUCACCCCUCGGAACAUUUUUCAAAGCCGUGUCUGUUUUAAAUCCUGUUUCCAGAAACGGGUCGGUUCCUUCAAACCUGUGAAUUUCAUUGGAAUGUGGCAAUUUCUAUUUUGAAUACGUUUAUGAAGACUGCAUCGUCCAGCAUGUGCACUGGAAGUAAAGCGGCAAUAACCGAGGCACGCCGAGCAAAGGAACUUAAUGCUUUGCUGCAGACAAUUCCUUCAACAGUGUUUGAUGUUGAUGAGUUUCCAACAAUUUUGUCAGAAGCUCGCUGUUCAUCGACGUUCAUUUUCUGUGUCCCACCAGGAUAUGAAAAAUAAUAAAAUACAAAUGUGGAAAUAUAA